CGGCAUGUUACUGGUGAUAACGCGACAAGUCUCUCUUAUCCGAUGCGGGGCAGGGUGGAACAUGAUGACAUUUGCAAUACACAUCCCAUUAAUGGACUGGGGAGGGUCGGCUAUAAAGACGGGCUCAAAUCCAGAUGAAAUGGCGAUUACUACACGUCUCCUACUGUCUUCAUUCCUAUCAGAUUGACCUUUCACAAUGCCCGGAAUCCUAGCUGAGACUACCCUGACCGUUAACGAUGGUCCCUUGACCUCGGAAAAUGCUGCGUACCUCCGACCUUCCGAUCCUAAGCUUUCCCUCGAGGAACUCCGCAAGCGCUACGAUGAAGAUGGUUACCUCUUCUUGAAGCAAGUGUUACCUCGGGAGGAUAUCCUCGAAGCCCGCAAACAGUACUUCGAGUACCUCGCUCCUACUGGAGUACUUCAUGUUGGGACCGAGCCGGUGGAGGGCGUCUUUAACAGAGAGAAAUCCAUCGAUGAUUACCCCGGCAUUGGGGCGGGCCAUGUGGGCGGGAAUGGCCGUCCAGGCGGGGAUAGCGCAGCGCAGUUUGUUGACAGGGCUAUCGAGGCCCAUUAUAAGGACUGGUAUACGAAGAACGUGGUCAACCACCCCGCCUUGUAUGAUUUUAUUGCCAAAUUCACCGGCUGGGGCAAGGACACUUUGACGUUCAAGCGGACUCUACUAAGAAAUAAUAUCCCCGGCUCGAAGCCAAUUGGUGUUCAUUAUGAUCAAAUUUUCCUACGAUAUGGUGAGCCUACGGCGGUGACAGCUUGGGUCCCUAUUGGGGAUAUUAAAAUCAAUGGAGGAGGGUUGAUUUAUCUGGAGAAUGGUGACUCUGUCGGCCAGAAGAUCGAAGACGAAUUUACGGCCAAGGCACUCAAGGCAGGUCUAACGGAUGAAGAGGCUAAAUCGGCCUUUAACUCCAAUAUGAUGUCCACCGGUCUGCUCUCUGAAUUCCCGGCUGAGUUUGCUAAGGAAAAUGGCCGGCGUUGGCUCGUCUCCGCGUACGAGGCUGGCGACGUGGUGUUGCAUAAGCCUCAUGUGAUCCACGCGUCGACAAUCAAUAAUGACGAGGAUAAUGUCAUCCGCCUUGCAACUGAUUUGCGAUUCUGCGAUUCGUCGAAGCCAUAUGACAAGAGGUGGAUGAAUUACUAUAGAUUUAACGAUGGUGUUUGAAAUGGGACAUGACUUGGCCUUUUCUUUUUCACAUUUGAAGCCAACCGUAUACGAUACGUUUUAAUACAUGAUGAUUUUUCUUUUUAUGAGAUGACAUUCGCGGAUAUCAGAUUAUGCGAGCUGAAUUUAUUACUGAGGAUGCGCCAGCAGUUUCUGUAUAGCAUACAUGAACGAAAGAUCUCAGUAUCCUCCCAUUUAUGUCAAGCGCGACUCGGUCUUCACUGAAACCUUUAAGUCCUGUAUUGCAUUUCAAAAGGUACA
This is a messenger RNA of Aspergillus alliaceus, 1435 nucleotides long. RefSeq lists its product as uncharacterized. Lineage: Eukaryota; Fungi; Ascomycota; Eurotiomycetes; Eurotiales; Aspergillaceae. The transcript has 4 exons. Bases 197 to 1174 code for a protein of 325 amino acids. The record is from RefSeq and is a predicted model, not a curated record.